Molecule: messenger RNA, 1693 nt
Organism: Penaeus vannamei (Pacific white shrimp)
Lineage: Eukaryota; Metazoa; Arthropoda; Malacostraca; Decapoda; Penaeidae
Source: RefSeq, a predicted model, not a curated record
GAACUCGAAUACCUGAAAUAAGAAGCCUUCAGCACCUCCAUUUCAACCUCACCUUUCCGCCUGCCCUACGUUAUUGCAACUCCACUCUCGGUCAUGUCUCUCGUCUGACCUUAAACGGAAAAUGUGAUGAAGAUGAGACACCCAGCCACGGCCGUCGCAAUCUGACGUGACGUGCGUGACGAAAGUGUGUUCAUCCGGUCCCUCAAGCCCUGUCACUCGCCCCCUGUCAGUGGCACUUGGAACGUCGUCCUGAGUUGCAGCGAGUGUGUUUACUGCGAUUGAAAGGCUUGGAUUCCGAGAAAUAAUGGCCAAUGCACCCCCUCCGAACUCUGCGCCGACGCGCGCCCAGCAACACGACAACGACCACCACCAUCCGGCCGCCCGUGAACACGACGACAACCGUCAGAACGGUGCCCACGACAACGAAUGCUCCGCCGUCUGGCAACGACAGCCCGCUGGGCAUCGGGACAGGCUUUGGCAUUCUGGCCGUCUUGCUACUGGUCGCGAUCAUCUACGCCUGCUUCCUCUAUCGGCGCCUGAUGAGAACAGCCCAGAUCAACCGCCGCGCCUCAAGCAUCUUCUCCAAGCUGUCGCGGAAGAAGGUCAUCUCGACGAAUCAAGCAGCCGCUGACUCCCCCGACGCCCCGGGCCUCGCGGGCGGCCCUCGGCAAGAGUCUUCCUCCGACGCUCGGCGAGGAAGCGGCGCGGACUCGCAGGCGAAGAAACCUCCCUCGGCCGCGAUCAAGAGCGAUGACAAGAUCUACCUCGACAUGAAUUCCUCCGGGACGAAGGGCGCCGGGAGGACUCAGAAGUUCGGGUACGUGAACCAGAACGGGCCAGUCGAGACUCCGCCCAUCUACGACACCGUGAAUGAAGUGUCCUUCGCGAGCGAUCCGCCCACUUACGAGAACUUCGACGAGGGCCGCGACAAUCCCAUUUACGAGAACCUUGAGAAGAAGGACACCGACCCUCUUUACAUCAACAUCACGCCCACAGCUACGCCCACGCCUUCGCCCUCGCACUCGCCUCGUGGCCAUAAAAACCUCCAGGCGAUGAAGAGCAGCGAAUACGUGCUCAUGUCGAACUCGGGACCAAACACCUCCCUGUAGGGCGGCGGGAACAGCGUCCUAGGUGCGGUUCCUGUGGUUCUGUGGUUGGAACUAUCUCGCCCCGACGCCCGCCGAGGCCGCCGCGGCUAUUCUACAUUUCUUUUCUUUUUUACAUUUUAAUGCUAAGUCAGCCAAUGUGCCUGCGCUCUUACCGAGCCCAAGUCACGACUGAGACUGAGUCUUGGAAGUGACUGAUGUGACCGAGUGGGCGAGUUACAGCUAGGAAAUCUGAGAAACUGGACAAUCCUUCAGCCAAUUUCUAGACUUCCAAAAUGGGGGCAUUUAAGAGUCAGUCUGCAGGACGCCCAGACAUAUUGGAUUUUUUGUCUUUAUGUAAAAAGUUGGAUUACUUAGUGCCACUAAUUUUUAAGGAUGCUCAUGGUGCAACACCUGUGUUCUCAACCCUCCCAGAAACCGCGAGGAAGAUCAAGUAUGAGCAAAGAAAAGCUGAAAAGGAAACAUAUCACAAUGUGUAUAUCCCCCCCCCCAUAUUCACACUAAUUGGUGCUAUGGAAUUUUGCUGGAACAUAAGACAAAGUUCCAGUGCCAGAUGUGUGUCAGAAAGAAAGAAAGAAAGAAAAAAA